Molecule: messenger RNA, 6616 nt
Organism: Aplysia californica (California sea hare)
Lineage: Eukaryota; Metazoa; Mollusca; Gastropoda; Aplysiida; Aplysiidae
Product: GTP-binding protein 1
Exons: 11
Coding region: 626-2560 (644 amino acids)
Biological process (GO): translational elongation
Molecular function (GO): GTP binding; GTPase activity; translation elongation factor activity
Source: RefSeq, a predicted model, not a curated record
AUGUUCCCCUCUUAUAUUUGCUUAUUUCUGUGGACUAGCCAGCCUGAAGACAGUGGUAUCGAGGUUGCUAACCAAACGACCGAGAACGUAGCAAGUUUACUCUGCUGAACCAGAAGCUGCCAGAUGGCAUAAUAUAAAAUAUUGCGAUAGUGCCCCAAAGACGUUGCACGUAGUAUUUUACCAUUUUGAUUUGGAUGUGUGAGAUUUAACAAAUUGUUUUACUUCUCAUGUUGAGCUACACAAGCUCUGUUCCUGUUGCAUAUGGUUACAAAUUCGCUGGCUGCACCUUUUUUGCCUCUGACUCCGAUGUAACAUAAGAUACAGAAUAGCAUAUGAUGUGUUUCCUAUAAACCAUCAUGCUUUAAGUACAUUCUAGGCACCAGCCUUUUGGGUUGGCAAACACCAAUUCCUGUGAUGAACGUAUGAAAAGUAUCCCUUCUGUGCUGAACUGGAUCAAACAGUCAUUAUACACACAGCAGGAGGAGGAGCCCAUCUAUAAACUUUUCAGUCACCACUAGUGACCCUCUUGAUAUUUUUACAUAGUCAUUUUCAAUAACAGCGGUCAAAGUAAUUUGUUUUUGAGCUGAAAGUGAAAGUCUGUGUCAGGGGACUGAAGUGUCUUGUCAUGGCUGCCUUAAUGGAAGUGGAUAAAGUGAAUACUCCAGAGCUGGAAAAUGGAGGGGGUCUUUUUGACCCUGUGCCUGAAGAUGCAGAAGUCAUUUCAACAUCUAAGCUGGCUCUUGUGAGUCCUAACAACGAGGAGUUUGAUCUGCUGUUGGAGGAUGUCACGUCCAGAUUGAUGGAGUCACAGGGGGAAACUAUCUACGAAAUAGGCACAGGAGAUGGCGACAGACCAGGAUUAAAGGAUGAUGACUACCAAGCAUCAGUGGCCACCCUUCACAGCAUAGCACAAACUUUGGACCUAGAAUGUGUGCUGUUACGAGAAAAGAUAGCAGAAGAAGGAAAAGUCUCGGAGUUCUUAUUGCGGAGGAAACUGGAUGCAGAAGAUUUUAUGGAAGUCAGGGUAGCUGUUGUGGGUAAUGUAGAUGCAGGAAAAAGCACACUGCUCGGUGUGUUAACACAUGGAGAACUGGACAAUGGCAGAGGUGUUGCCCGGCAGAAACUGUUCCGUCACAAGCAUGAAAUGGAGUCAGGACGAACGAGCAGUGUUGGGAAUGAUAUUCUUGGAUUUGAUGCCUCUGGGGAUGUUGUGAAUAAACCAGAGCAUGGCCAUUUAGACUGGAUAAAGAUCUGUGAGGAAGCUGCAAAGGUGAUCACAUUCAUUGAUUUAGCAGGGCAUGAGCGUUAUCUCAAAACAACAGUGUUUGGAAUGACAGGGCAUGCACCAGAUUUUGCUAUGUUGAUGAUCGGAGCGAACGCUGGCGUGAUUGGUAUGACCAAAGAGCACUUGGGUUUGGCUCUGGCCCUGAAUGUGCCGGUGUUUGUUGUGGUCACAAAAAUCGACAUGUGUCCUCCCAACGUGUUACAGGAGACUCUCAAGCUCCUCACCAGAAUUCUCAAGUCUCCAGGCUGUCGCAAGAUCCCAGUGUUAGUCCAGAACACUGAUGAUGUGGUUGUGACAGCUACCAACUUCACAUCGGAAAGAAUGUGUCCAGUAUUCCAAGUGUCCAACGUGACGGGGGAAAAUCUGAAUCUGCUGAAAAUGUUCCUGAACCUUCUGUCCACUCGGGUGAAAGGUGACCUUACGGAGCCUGCCGAGUUUCAAAUAGAUGACACCUUCUCUGUGCCGGGUGUUGGAACUGUAGUCUCAGGCACGUUACUCCAAGGUCAUAUCAAACUGAAUGAUACAUUACUACUGGGGCCCGAUGCUCUUGGUCAGUUCAUGCCGAUCCCCAUCAAGAGUAUCCACCGAAAGAGAAUGCCUGUGAAAGAAGUCAGAGGUGGCCAGACUGCCUCAUUUGCUCUAAAAAAGAUCAAACGAGCAUCAAUACGAAAAGGCAUGGUGAUGGUAUCACCAAGGCUUGAGCCCAAGGCGUGCUGGGAGUUUGAGGGAGAGAUUCUUGUCUUACAUCACCCGACCACGAUAAGUGUCAAGUACCAAGCCAUGGUUCAUGUUGGCAGCGUGAGGCAAACGGCAACCAUCAUCACCAUGACAGAGGAGCACCUCAGGACCGGAGACAAGGCCACUGUCAGGUUCCGUUUCAUAAAAAAUCCCGAGUACCUCAAAACGGACAUGAGAAUGGUUUUCCGAGAGGGUCGAACAAAAGCGGUGGGCAACAUCACUAAGCUGUUCCCCCAUGUUAGUGCUGUGGCUCAGAACACUCGGCAUCAGCGCUCGGCCAAAAAGUCGCAAGACAUCAAACACUCUGUAAAUCCACAAAACGAACCCCAGAAAGCCAGCAAGAGAAAUCGCCGGGCUAAAAAAAUGCCAGACUUUGACGAUGGAGAGGGUAAAGACACGCCAUCAACAACAAACUCGAUAACACCACGGGUAAUGGAUGAGUCAUCGUUAGCAACUUGCUCGUCAUCUUCAAGUCCAGCACCAUCAUCAGCACCAUCGUCAGCAGCAGCAGCAGCAGCGGCAGCAGCAGCAACAUAAGUAUAAACUGGAACUUUUUUGUUAGGGUUAUUUUUAAUUUAAUUCCCAGCGAUUUGAUAUGAAGUUUGCUAGUGGCAUAAUGGUAUUUUUGACCAUUUGAACGACUGCUUUGUUGUAGAGCUUCAAAAUGUCUCAUGUUUUUCAUCUUGUUAAAGUUUGACGCUUGAUGGAAUGUUGCCAGUUUUUUAAUGAUUUGUCUGAAAAGUGGGUGAAAAAGUAGGGCUCUUUUAAGUGAUUGAGGAAUUACAAUAGUUUCGUAUUCCCCAGUGCUGCUGCUGUAGGAUACUCAGGUGUCUACUUUUAUCUUCAUAUGAGUAUGUACCCGUUGAUAGUUAUUGUAAGUAAGAUCUUCUUUGUAUCUUUUAGUGAGACUGGUUUUUUACAAAACAUUUUUCUUGCCACUGCAUUUUCCAUCAUGAUUUUUAAAGUCAAGACUAGGUGUGAGAAAUUUUAACACUUUGAACAAGUUUAUGAUUUGUGCCGUUUUUGCAAUUUGAAGUAGGGCCUAAUAAUAAAUGUUAUCAAAGAGAAGAAGUGAAUUUUUAUGCUCUUUGCAUGUGAGUUUUUGUACAUUUUUUGGGAGAACGUACCUGAUCACUUUUAUGUGUGAACCUUUCUGCUGGUUUUCUGUAAUUUUGUUGAAUAAUAAAAUGUAUGUGAAGGGUUUGAUGGUAAGAAAAAAACAGUUGUGCUUCAGAAGGGUGGUUGAUGGGGUAUGGAUGGAGACUGCAAAAACCUGUGUCUUAAUUUUCCUUUUCUCUAUAUCUUGUUUCCCUUCUUUAAGAAUUUAUUGUAUAUAUGAAUCUUUUAAUCAUUUGUGGCAUUUUUGUUCUAGUUCUAGUCCGUUGAAUGCAUUGAAUUGGUAUAUUUGGUCGUUUACAUUUUAUGGUUAUUUUCUGAGAUCAAGGUUUUGUGCAGGCAUCACCAUUUUUUGAGACCUGAUUUUUAACUUAUAGAAAUUAAGUAUUGUGAGUUGUGAAUGAUAUAUUUAAGAAGGAAAAUUUUGUCUGUAGUGGUGUAAGUUUCUACUUCAGAUUCAAUGAAGUACAGUUAGAGGGAUGUGGAUAUAUUUUUAAAUUUUAUUAAUGAGAAUUUUUGUUUAUCUUUGGAUAGUUUCCUCAUCUGUUUCUUUUAAUGCCAUCUUUUUAUGUUGUACCUCUCUUAUUAAAGAUCACUUUUAUCACAAAAAGUAAUUACUGAGGCUCAUAACAAGUGUUUUAUUUUUAAAAUGAAAAUGUAAUCAAACAUAGGGUCGAAACUGAAACUUUGACUGAAGAGUAUGAAACCCUUUCUUUCAAUCUGUAGCUUGGUGUGUCUGGAAGGAAAACCAAGGUUGAAAAGUUAUUUAAAGGAGCUGGACACUGGAAAAAUAUUCGCCUGCUCAAUUGAGUUUGUGUUUUGUCUUGCUUGCAUUCUAAGGUUAUAAAUCUAUUUUUUAUGAAUGGUUGGCAGUUUUAAGUAGCGACUGGAAGCUACUAUCUGUUUACGUCCAUUUGGUUUUCUCUUUAAAAAAAAAAAAAAAUCUAUGGUAUUUCAAUUCACCAUUAGUGCUUAAAGAAAUUAUAUUAUACUAUAGUAGUCUCUGUCUGAACUCACGAUGCUCGGAAGAGCUCCUACGCGUGCGUUAACUCGGAGUGUGUGUUUAUGUGAACGUUUGUAAAGGAGGAAAGGGACGCAAAUAUCUCAUUUCCUUGAUAUUUUAGUGACCUCCCUUGGGGGAUAGGGGGCCACUUUUAAUGCGAUGAAAUUUGACUGCAUUUUGUAAUGGAUUCCCCGAUCGCUGUCACGUCUACAAAUAUGUUAAUGGAAACUUGGAAAAAAGCAGAAAGACAGACUCACUGGUCGGAUGCACACUAACAUGGCAAGAAAAGAUUAUAGGACGCUGUUGGUGAUAGUCAUCGUUAUAGGGAAGAGUGCUCAGCCACGCAGCCACUCUUGAUUGCCUUUCAUCUUUGUAACUCGGUAAAUGCAUGGAUAACAUCAGACAUUCUGAGAGAUUUUUCUCUGGUAAUUCAUUGACCAAGUGCGUUAUAAUUUCUUCGAGAACAGCUGAUCUUAAGCUAAAACAGCACCUGGACAUGGAUGGCUGGUGCCUCUAUGAAUAAAUCAUUGAUGGUCAACUGCUGAUCACUUGACCAAUCUUUAAUUCAAAGGCCUAUCCAGUAUUCUACAGCAUUCAUGCGUAUUGCACAUCAUAAUUAUGCACAAGCUUAACUGAACAUUAGUCAACUAACACCAGUGAGAAACCUUCUCUCAAAGAUGCAUUUCGAGUGACCAAGCAAAAGAUGUUUCAUAAGUCAUCCUCUAGAUAUAUCGUUCUUCCAGUCCUAUAGUCAUCUGUGUCUGUUGACAGUAGGGUGUAAAAACACUCUCCAUCACUCUCUUUAUCUUUGUUCUGAGUGAGGGGAAGUCUCGCCCAAUAUCCAGUUGUCUAGAAUUGUCUUAUGCAAGCUGUGUAGGUUGUAGCGAAAAUUUCCUUUUGUCAAACUGUAGCUAUUGAUGUGCUUGCUGGAUUGAAACGUGCAUUAAGAGGAAGUGACAGUGCAUUUAUACUUAUACAUGUUAGUCUCUAAAUUUUAUUUAAUUAUUCAGUAAAAUAAAAAGUCAUAUAGAUGACAAAAGCGUGCGUUUGAUUGGAGCAUGCCUUUGCAUGACGUGCGUUAGACAGAGACAUCUGUAGCAAGUUUCUUUUUAUCAUCACAGUUGGGCAAACCAUAUUUAUUGGUCAAUAUCAUAAAUCUCUAUAGAAUUUAAGAAUAAGUUGAAAAGGCAUAGAAAGAACAUCUUUUCCAAAGUUCUGUGUCGACCAAUUUUAAUAUAAAGGUUGUCAGUUUGUCAUUUUGUUGAAGUUACUCUAAGGCUGCAAAUUAGCUUUUCUCAUGGCUCUUGCUAUGCCUUAAAAUUUGAAAACCUUAUGAAGUGUGGAGAUUUACUGUACCCUUUGUGCUGUGUGCCUGAUCGCUAUACAUGUUGUCGUAUGAUUUCAAUUUUUUUACUCUAUGCAAAGAAAUCAAAUAGCAUAAAAUUUAUGUGUCUCAUCAAAUCAGCAUUUUGGCAACACAGCAGAACAUGUGUACCAGUGUAUAUUCUUUUUUUAUACCAGCUAUACAAAGAGCAUAUGAUACUGAAAGUACUUCAAGCCUGUUAGGCAGUGGGGAGUAUCAUUCUUUGUUAUUCUUGGAAAGAAAACUGAGGUUUAUCUGUACACCAUACGAAUACGAAUGUUUUGGUGUAUUGUUUAGGUCUAUUUGUUGAAAUCAGAUAAAUUGUUGGAACUGUACCUUGUGUGAAACUGAAAAUGCUCUUGAAAAUGUCGGUCUGAAGUUCUUAGAAAAUCUGAGCUUUUUUGCUGUUAAGAGAUUUUUCCUGUAAUCUGCUGUGCUCCUCUAUGUACGUAUGUUUUGAUGGACAUGUUAGAAUAGAGAAAAUCAAUGAAUGAUCAAAUAGGUGCAGUUCUUUACAGGCUUUUACCAUCUUGAAUUUUAGAGGGUCGUUAAAAUUAAUUUUAUGGUUUUAAAAAGCUGUUUUAGUUCCAAAGGAACAAAUGUAAAAAUCAUUAUCCUUAUGAAUGCUAUCUUAAAUGUUUAUGCCACCUUUAUUUCUUCAGUUACAAGCUAGGCUGAGAUCUUUAAAAAAAAUGUAAGUUUGUGUUUUUACUUGCCGUCUAUUCUAUCAUUGCAGUGUGCCAUGGACAAAGUUUUUGUACAAUUUGUGAGUAUAGACCUUUGCUAGACCCAUGAUGACUUUUUGCUAGUCACUGGCUACUUUUAAUGCACUGAAUCUCCAUCGUCACACGACAUCUUUGAAAAUACUUUCUGUGUGUCCAUAUUGUAGAGAUUUAUACUUCCACCUCGGAAAGAAAAGUCCGAAAACCUUACCUCAUCUUCACCCACAUACCACUUUCUGUUGAAAAUCUGUCACAGACUACAGCUUUGAUCAAGUCAAGUCUCUGAUUUGCCAAAAGGAUAUUACGCCUUGCUUUAAACUUUGCCCCUCAUCCACCCUCAUGUGUAAUGCGUUUCAUCUGAAUAAAAUUCGAUACAUCUGAACAUGAAA